AUGAAUAGAGCAUAUGAACUAUACUUAGAACAAAUUGAAGUACACGAAACAAGUCAUCCUUCCUCACUUGCGGUAGACGUUUUGCAAGCCUACCAUCCUGAUUUAUCCUGUACUAUCUGUUACCCUGUUGCUAAUUUAUACCGUCCCUUUCGCCGAUUCUGGGGAACGUAUCGAGACAAUUAUUUUGCUACCCAAUACUCACAAAAGACAAACGACUCUUACUGUAUUUUAGUUGCUGCUACUGAUUAUAAUACUGCUAGAGCUGCUGCUCGAGAUAUUGUUUUUAGUUGCCGCUAUAACAACGACCUAUUAGACCCAAAAGAAGUUAUUGCUGGUCUACUCCUUGCACAUACCCCCUAUACUCUUGCACCUACCUUACCUCUUAAUUUUGAAGCUACUCUACUUGACCUUCACAUUGAGGACCUCUUACCUUCUACACCUGCUUCAACUCGACCAAGGACUGAAAACCUUCUAUUCAAUUUUCAAAACCAACUAGAAAGAACUGAAUUAAAUUUUGACGUUUUUCCACCCAGAUCUAUAUUCACCUUAGGACCUGAACAAUUAGCUGAUACUGGUGUUGGUUCUUCCACUAAUACUUAUAUACCAAUCCCUCCAAGCCUUGCACUUCCUUCUUCACCUAUCUCAGAAAUUCCAUAUCAUUAUACUCGAGAAACUACUCCUCCUCCACGAAAUCGCCUCUUUCGCUACUUACAACAAACCUUUUCUCCUGUUCGCACAACUGUUCCUCCAUCCCCUCUUGUAACUGAAUAUUACCCAACUGUUAAUUUAGAUAUAAACGUUACCCCACGCCAUACACCUCCAUCACUUAAUACUCCUCCUCUUAACGACCAAAAUUUAAUUGACCCUCUCGACCAUUAUAUUCAAAACCAAGACACUACUAUUGUUAGAGCUAACUCUCCUCCACAAUUCGAAGAAAUAAAUUUACAACCUCUUGUUGAAGAAUUAAACCCUAUCUUACCUCCUAAUCAAACAGAAAACCUAAUGGGUGAUCAAGCUUUACGAGAUGCUGCGCAAGCAAUAACUGGUCUUGCCAAUGCCCUUGGACAAGGCUCUGAGAAAACUCUUAUUACUGUUGCAGAUUUUUACGGUGACGGAACCCAAGACCCUGCUGACUGGCUGAAGGAAUUUCGAAGAGCCGCUACUGCCAACCGAUGGAGUGCUGAACGGAAACUUCAGCUUGCUCCUGUGUACCUUAAAGGUGUUGCUUUAGACUGGUAUACUGCUUUAAACCCAGCACCCAAUGUUUUUAAUGAUAACAACAACCAGAACCAAAGUUUCCAGCAUCUUUUUAAGACACGUUUCUAUACUACUAAGCAAAAGGCCCUUUGGCAAAAACAACUUUUCGAAAUUAAGCAAGGACCCACUGAAACAGUGGAUGAAUAUGUCAACCGAUUUCGUACAUUGCAAACGAAAGUGGACCCAACCGGUGUUUUUCCCGCUGAUUUUGUUAAACAACUUUUUAUCCAAGGCUUACGUUCUGAGUAUGCAGUUAAUGUUCAAGCUGCUAUACCUAAUACCCUGACCGAUGCUAUUGAAGUAGCCCUUCGCUGGGAAACUGGAAAAUUAAUGACUACCCCUACUACCAAUACCGACCAAGCUAUUCAACAACUUACAGACCAAAUUGCUAAGCUUAGUAUUAAUUUAGCCCAGACACAGACCACACCUACCUCUUCUGUUAAUUAUGCUGACAACCGUGCCCAAACCCCUCGAAUGAAAGAGCCUCCUAUCUGCUAUUAUUGUGGACGCACUGGACAUUUUAUUCGGACCGAAAUGGUCGCUCUUCUGAUCGCUAUUCCAAUAACAGAGACCGUUCUCGCAGUCGCAAUAAUUCUCGUCCUAGAAGCCAAUCUCGAGAUAAUAAUUAUAGAAGCCGAAAUAAUGAUAACUAUCACUCUUACCAAAACUCCUCUAAUCGAUCUCCUUCACCUUAUCAUCAAAGUGUUAAUUAUCUUACACAAAAUCAGACUCAGACACCCUCUCUUACUGCUAGCAAGUGAAAAACGCUACUCAAUAAUCCAUCUAUCCGAGAAUAAACCUUACCAAGCUAUUAUUGAUAGUGGUGCUUCAGUUAGCAUGAUUGCUCACAAGGCAGUCAAAGAACUUGGAUUGACUAUUGAAAAGGCCUCUAACAGCCUUAUUGUUCCUGCAGUUGGAACUUCCACUCGGCCUUUAGGGAUUAUAAAAGACCUGCCAAUUGAAAUUGAUCACAUUACUAUCCCUCUUACUGUAGAAGUAGUAGACACUACUUCUUACUCUCUUCUAUUAGGCAAUGACUGGAAUCAAAAAGUGGAAGCAAAUUAUAAUUGGGAAAAUGGUUGUUAUACUUUUAAAUGGAAAAACAAAAAACAUACUAUCCCCACUACUUAUGAAAGUAACCAACCUCUACCCAGUCAACCCACUGUGACUGCACCAGAUGAAUUAGACCUUUAUGAACCAGAAUACUUAUAUCCUCGAGAAGCUUAUACUUUUAAUCGAGAAGACUCAGACCAAUCUCUCUCACCAGAAGAAAAUGAAUGGACCACUUAUCAUUCUCGCCGUAGAAACAGAAAAGCUCCUAAACAGCGUCCCCAAGACGUACCACCUGCCCUACUUGUCAUGACUCCAACCACCUAUAUAGGGACUGCCCCAAUAAUGUCUGCAGAGGAUGCAUGUGGAUGUACUCUUGAUCAAGUUGAUAGUAAUCACCUACCUAACCAUAGCACUCGCCGUACCCACCAUUGUUGCCAAUGUAGAGUUCCUAACAGACCUGAAGUCCUUAGACUUCUUGAAGAGAAACUUGUUUGCCCUGGAUGCUAUUCUGACUUUCACUGUGCUCUAGACCGAGAAGACCCUAGGAGUAUCCAUUUCUUCACCCAAGGUGAAGAACGUGGAAUGCUUGUUAAUUGCAAAGUAUGUAAUAAAGCAGAUACAAGACCUAGAAUGUGUCAAUUGGACAGUCUUCGGGAAGAAUUAUGGUUUUGUGAAUUAGAACACCUUUAUGCAUACAAGGCUAGCCAGGAUAUCCAGUAUAAUCCUAAUUAUAACCUCUGGACUCAAAUCAAACGUUAUACUGAAUCAACAAAGAAUGCCGGACACCAAUAUGAAAUGAACCAGACCAGAAUUUACCGACUUGCGAAGAUUCUCUUGGAUGAAAAUGACCAGACCAUUGCCCAGGCCCUAGAACCUCUAACCUCUGACCGCAUAACUCAACCCUGGAGCUAUGAGGAAAUGCAACUUAUAUUGCAAGCUGAAUCAGACUUACUAUCAGAAAAUGAUAUUGACCCGCUACAAGCAAUUUUAGAUGAAUCCUUCAACACUAGCCACCCAGACUAUGACCAGAAGUAUGCCCUCGCUGUACUUCGAAGAAACUUUACAGUUCCUGUUGACCUCUGUCAGGAAUGUUUACAUGUUAAACACCAAGAGGAAUUGAAUUCAAAUCAAGGGUAUUGUGAUGAUUGCAAACUUCCAGACCCAGAAAUUUACUCUCCACCUGCUGAAGAAACAGUCAAGGAAAUCGAUGAUGGUUCACAGUUUUAUCAGCUUCGACAACAAGUACAACAACAGGAUCAAUUGAUAAAACAAUUACAAGCAAGAAUUGAAACCUUGGAAACUACCAAUGCUGCUUUAUUAUGCUUUUUCUGA
Paraglomus brasilianum is the source of this 3642-nucleotide messenger RNA. The record is from the annotation of a GenBank genome assembly. NCBI's taxonomy places the organism in Eukaryota, Fungi, Glomeromycota, Glomeromycetes, Paraglomerales, Paraglomeraceae.